Molecule: messenger RNA, 790 nt
Organism: Aspergillus piperis CBS 112811
Lineage: Eukaryota; Fungi; Ascomycota; Eurotiomycetes; Eurotiales; Aspergillaceae
Exons: 1
Coding region: 228-515 (95 amino acids)
Source: RefSeq, a predicted model, not a curated record
GGCGUAUACGAGCACGGCUGGUUAAGCCGCACACAGCAUGAGCAGGCCGGUUUCUCGCCCGGACAGCGCGUUUUUUUCCUUCUGUCAACGCUGGUGAGUGGGUUCUUUUCUCGGGCACGUAGAUAGAAAAAAUAUUUGGACUCUUCGCACCUGCAAUUCAAACAAGCAUGAUUUGACCGUAAUCUCCGACGCUGUCCUUCUGGUGGCGUCAUGUUAUUGUUCCCAGGAUGACUCAAAGAGAUGAUGAUGAUGAUGAUGGAAGAGCUGCUGGGAGGGGAGGGGGAAUGAGUACGGGACGCGAUGCCCGCGGGAACAAAAGAGGGGAGGGAGAAGGAGGGGAAACGGAGAAGGGGAUUCGGAUUAGAAAAGGAAGGAACGAGGGACGAGAGUUGGCGCGCGGGCAUAUACUACUACUACUACCACCACCACUAAUAGUACUAGGGUGUCCAACUACUAUCGGUAGUAGUAGUCCCGAGUACGCGGAGAGUUUGGAGGGGAUAAGAAACAACCAAUAAUAAUUCGUAUAGAUGUAGGGGUGCAAGGAGGGAAAAGAUGAAAAGAGGGUAUGAACUAACUAGUAUGUAAGUACUGUGAGUACUAGAUUGGGUUGGCAGUGGAACCUGGAAACUGUCACUGCUUAGUAGAAAGAAGGGUUAUCUGCUAUCUACUACUACUAUCUUAGUACCAAGUACCAGUACCAGAUUACUAUCGGCUAUUCCUGGAUGGAGGGAGGGACCAGCAGCGCAAAAAGGUGGAUCUGCCGCUCUCCCCGGAGGGUCCAGCCAGACAA